CACGGCGAGACCUCGGAAGUACACCAGUGGGUGCCGUUUUCCACAUCCGGCUCGGUCACUUCCGGGUUCCUCCGCAAGUUAGGCCCUGACCACGCGGAACCUUUUGAAACACCUCCCGUAAACAAGCGCCGCGGGGACACCGGAGGAGAGCGCACACCACUCUCCGCGUGCUAUUUGCAUGGAGCCGCACGGGCGGAGGUGAAUGUUCUGCCGACUUCUUCCUCUACCGUGAAUGGAAUGGAUGUCCUAGCCGAGGAGUUCGGGAGCCUGAGUCCGGAGCAGCUGGCUGCGCCGAUCCCGACGGUGGAGGAAAAAUGGAGGCUACUUCCAGCAUUUUUAAAGGUCAAAGGCCUCGUGAAACAGCACAUAGACUCCUUUAACUAUUUCAUUAAUGUAGAGAUAAAGAAGAUAAUGAAAGCCAAUGAAAAGGUUACAAGUGAUGCUGACCCCAUGUGGUACUUAAAAUACCUUAAUAUCUAUGUCGGACUUCCUGAUGUUGAAGAAAGCUUCAAUGUAACUAGACCAGUGUCCCCUCAUGAGUGCCGUCUGAGGGACAUGACAUACUCCGCCCCAAUCACAGUGGACAUUGAGUAUACCCGAGGUAGCCAGAGGAUAAUCCGCAACGCCUUACCAAUUGGCAGAAUGCCCAUCAUGCUCCGAAGCUCAAACUGUGUUCUGACGGGGAAAACGCCGGCAGAGUUUGCCAAACUGAACGAGUGUCCACUAGACCCAGGUGGCUACUUCAUUGUUAAAGGAGUGGAAAAAGUCAUUCUUAUCCAAGAGCAGCUGUCCAAGAACAGGAUCAUUGUGGAGGCCGACAGGAAAGGGGCCGUUGGAGCUUCAGUCACCAGCUCCACCCAUGAGAAGAAAAGUCGAACCAACAUGGCUGUGAAGCAAGGGCGAUUCUAUCUGAGGCAUAACACCCUGUCUGAAGAUAUACCCAUUGUCAUCAUAUUUAAGGCCAUGGGUGUUGAGAGCGACCAGGAAAUCGUGCAGAUGAUUGGAACAGAGGAGCACGUGAUGGCCGCAUUUGGGCCCAGCUUGGAGGAAUGCCAGAAAGCUCAGAUCUUCACCCAGAUGCAGGCAUUGAAGUAUAUAGGGAAUAAAGUAAGAAGACAAAGAAUGUGGGGAGGUGGACCAAAGAAAACCAAAAUAGAAGAAGCAAGAGAACUCCUGGCUUCUACCAUUCUGACCCACGUACCAGUGAAGGAAUUCAAUUUCCGGGCUAAGUGUAUCUACACUGCAGUGAUGGUGCGAAGGGUGAUCCUGGCCCAAGGAGACAACAAGGUCGAUGACAGAGACUAUUACGGCAACAAGCGACUGGAGUUGGCAGGACAGCUCUUAUCUCUUCUUUUUGAAGAUUUGUUUAAAAAGUUUAAUUCAGAAAUGAAGAAGAUUGCAGACCAAGUGAUUCCUAAACAGAGAGCAGCCCAGUUUGACGUCGUGAAACACAUGCGCCAAGACCAGAUUACCAAUGGCAUGGUCAAUGCCAUCUCCACGGGAAAUUGGUCUCUGAAGAGAUUCAAGAUGGACCGACAGGGUGUGACCCAGGUGCUGUCUCGCUUGUCAUACAUAUCUGCACUUGGCAUGAUGACAAGAAUCUCUUCCCAGUUUGAGAAGACAAGGAAAGUGAGUGGCCCUCGUUCUCUGCAGCCGUCUCAGUGGGGAAUGCUCUGUCCCUCCGACACACCUGAAGGAGAGUUGUUAGGUAACAUCCUGGGUGUCAUUCGAGACCAUAAAAAGCUUGUCAGCACAUUCCGGCUGAUGCGAAGAGCAGGCUAUAUCAAUGAAUUUGUUUCUAUCUCCACAAACCUUACGGAUCGGUGUGUUUAUAUUUCCUCUGAUGGCGGGCGCCUGUGCAGGCCUUAUAUAAUUGUCAAGAAACAAAAACCAGCUGUCACAAAUAAGCACAUGGAAGAGUUGGCUCAAGGCUACAGGAAUUUUGAAGAUUUCUUACAUGAGAGUCUAGUUGAAUACUUAGAUGUGAAUGAAGAAAAUGACUGUAACAUUGCACUCUACGAACAUACAAUUAAUAAAGACACUACCCACUUGGAGAUUGAACCCUUCACUCUGCUUGGUGUUUGCGCCGGCCUGAUCCCAUACCCUCAUCACAACCAAUCUCCAAGAAACACCUACCAGUGUGCUAUGGGCAAGCAAGCCAUGGGUACCAUUGGAUACAAUCAGCGGAACAGAAUUGAUACACUUAUGUAUCUACUAGCAUAUCCACAAAAACCCAUGGUUAAAACAAAAACAAUUGAGUUGAUAGAUUUUGAGAAGUUGCCAGCCGGCCAGAACGCUACUGUUGCCGUGAUGAGCUACAGCGGCUAUGACAUUGAAGAUGCUCUGGUUUUGAACAAGGCCUCUCUGGACAGAGGUUUUGGACGUUGUCUUGUGUAUAAAAAUGCUAAGUGCACCUUGAAACGAUACACCAAUCAGACCUUUGAUAAGGUGAUGGGUCCCAUGUUGGAUGCUGCUACCAGAAAACCCAUCUGGCGACAUGAAAUUUUAGAUGCAGAUGGCAUUUGUUCUCCAGGUGAGAAAGUGGAAAACAAACAGGUGCUCGUAAACAAAUCCAUGCCCACGGUGACUCAGAUUCCUUUGGAAGGGAGCAACGUGCCACAGCAACCACAGUAUAAAGAUGUGCCCAUCACGUACAAAGGUGCAACAGACUCCUACAUCGAGAAAGUGAUGAUCUCUUCCAACGCUGAGGAUGCUUUCCUCAUCAAGAUGCUCCUGAGACAGACACGGCGCCCAGAGAUUGGGGACAAGUUCAGCAGUCGCCAUGGACAAAAGGGUGUUUGUGGCCUGAUCGUCCCCCAGGAAGACAUGCCGUUCUGUGAUUCUGGCAUCUGUCCCGACAUCAUAAUGAACCCACACGGCUUCCCAUCGAGAAUGACGGUUGGAAAGUUAAUUGAGCUGCUGGCUGGCAAGGCAGGCGUGUUAGACGGCAGGUUCCACUACGGCACUGCCUUUGGAGGGAGUAAAGUGAAGGAUGUGUGUGAAGACCUCGUUCGCCAUGGUUACAACUACCUGGGGAAGGACUAUGUCACCUCAGGCAUCACAGGUGAGCCCUUAGAAGCAUACAUCUAUUUUGGACCUGUGUACUAUCAGAAACUGAAACACAUGGUGCUGGAUAAGAUGCAUGCCCGGGCCCGAGGACCACGAGCUGUCCUUACCAGGCAACCCACCGAAGGGCGGUCUCGAGAUGGCGGCUUGCGACUUGGAGAAAUGGAGCGGGACUGUCUAAUUGGCUACGGAGCGAGUAUGCUUUUGCUGGAGAGACUAAUGAUCUCAAGUGAUGCCUUCGAGGUUGACGUCUGUGGGCAGUGUGGACUCCUGGGAUAUUCUGGCUGGUGCCACUACUGCAAAUCUUCGUGCCACGUGUCCUCCCUCCGCAUCCCGUAUGCCUGCAAGCUGCUCUUCCAGGAGUUACAGUCCAUGAACAUCAUCCCCAGGUUGAAACUGGCCAAGUACAACGAGUAAGGUUCUGCGGUGCUCACGAGGGUACAGUCAGCCGGUGGCCUGUGCAGCCUGAGGCAGGGGCUCUCAGUGACUUCUGUGCUCAUUCUGCUUCACGGAGAACUGAGGAGGCGGAGAAGGAGGAAGAGGAGAAGGAACCUAGAGAGAGUACCAACGCCUGUUAAUUUUGUUGUUCUUUGUUUGUUUGUGUUGAGUGGGAAUCUCACUCUAUCCCAGGGUGGAUUUGAACUCACCUCAAUUCUCCUGCCUUUGUCUCCCAUAAGUGCUGGAAUCAUGGAUAUGAGCCAGCAUAUCUGGUUUGUUUAUGUUAUUAUAUUUUAAACUGUACUUGUUAGAAAAACCUUCCUUUAAGUUCCCUCUGAUGUCUUCUAGUUAACAGAAUCCUGGGUUCUCAUCAGAUGUUGAGGAGGUAAAGAAUCAUUUGAAUUGGGACUAAGACGUUAGCUCAGUCAAGUGCCUGUUGCAUAUGUAUGACCUGAGUUCACACACACCCCCCCCCAGCAACCCAUGUAAGGCCUGGGCGUGGCACCCAGCACCCAUGUAAAAGUCGGAUACUGUGGGUGGGGAGCAGACAGACCGACCCCUGGCACUCUCUGACCAGCCGGUGUAACCAGUCAGUACACUUCAGGUUCAGUGAGAGACCCUGUGUCAAGGGUUAAAGUGAAGAGUAACUGAGGAUGACCCCAGAGUCCCUCUGGCCUCCACACACAAAGAAUGGGUAGAUUCUUGGGCACAACGUUUGCUGAGGUGGGAAGAAGUAAACUGACUCUCAGAGGACAGCAAGUGACACAUGUGACUCUGGAAGGCCAGCGGCCACAGCCCGCCGUCACACCAGGCUUGCUGGAACGUGAUCUGCGCAGUCUACCUUUGAAGAGCCCCUCCUACCUUCUUUUGAUCCUCUAGGAUACCUAGGUCUAAUCCACAGACUCCUGGUCAUUCCUUCAUUUCCUGCCCGUUCCAUUGCUACCAGGAAGUUCAUUGUCCACACUCUCAGUUUGUUCUUAACUGAUGUGCCCUGGCUCCAGAUAAAUAUUUAUACAGAGAAUUGCUUAGAAAGAGAGUGUGUCUUUGUGUGUGUGUGUGUGUGUGUGUGUGUAUCCCAGCAGCAUUGUGUGUGCAGAUGAGGCUGAGGAGCGAGCUCGAGGACUUUUCAGAUCUACUCACCCCAGGCUCAUCCAGAUGAGUCACCGACUUGAAGACUCAACCCUGUUUGUUUUCUUCUCAAUAAAGAUGUGGCCGU
This is a messenger RNA of Mus pahari (shrew mouse), 4720 nucleotides long. RefSeq names its product RNA polymerase III subunit B (gene Polr3b). NCBI's taxonomy places the organism in Eukaryota, Metazoa, Chordata, Mammalia, Rodentia, Muridae. Gene Ontology annotation, biological process: DNA-templated transcription. Bases 238 to 3483 code for a protein of 1081 amino acids. Gene Ontology annotation, molecular function: ribonucleoside binding; DNA binding; DNA-directed RNA polymerase activity. Gene Ontology annotation, cellular component: RNA polymerase III complex. The record is from RefSeq and is a predicted model, not a curated record. The transcript is spliced from 27 exons.